Messenger RNA from Physella acuta, 1933 nucleotides. RefSeq names its product angiotensin-converting enzyme. Lineage: Eukaryota; Metazoa; Mollusca; Gastropoda; Physidae. Gene Ontology annotation, cellular component: plasma membrane. The record is from RefSeq and is a predicted model, not a curated record. Gene Ontology annotation, molecular function: metallopeptidase activity; peptidyl-dipeptidase activity. Gene Ontology annotation, biological process: proteolysis.
AUGUGUGAAAAAAGAGGAUGAAGAGGGCGAAUGCUGCUGCUGCUGCCGCGUCAGCGACAGCGAUCUGAGUGUUUAAGUGAUUUAUAGUUAAACCAGACAAGAGGCUGUUGGGAUGGGAGAGAUGUACUUCACAGAUUGGCCCUAUUUGUACCGGCAGGAAGCUUUACCUGACUUUCAACCGCUGCUUGACCUGGCCUUGAGGAAGGUUCCAGAAAUUUCCAUGAACUUGGAUGCUGCCUCCAAGUACCACGUGAUCUCUGACCUUCCCGCCACCAGGCAUCUUGUGGCCGUGGUCGCACAGUUCCAGAUCUUCAAGGCCGCCUGUCAGAUGUCCGGUCACCAAGGUCAGCUCCAUACCUGUCACUUGGACGGCAGCCUAGAGCUCGGCAACAAGCUCAAAAAAAUGCUCCAACUUGGCAACUCACGUCCCUGGCCAGAUAUAUUGGAGAUGCUGACAGGUUCAAGGACGUUGGACGCUGGGCCUCUGCUCGAGUUCUUCCAGCAGCUGUACGCGACCCUACAGUUUCCCAACGGCUACAGCUUCGGCUGGACGCCCCCGUGCUCCAAGAUGGACGAGAGGUUCAACUUGGCGCGAGAUUUCAACGAGACUGAAGUCGGCAUGGCUGAGUCCAGGGACUACGAGGAGCUGUUGAGGGCGUGGGAGGGAUGGCGAGACGCCACGGGACCCAAGAUGAAGGACAUGUAUGCUGAGUUUGUGGAGCUGCAGACGGAAGCCGUUAAGUUACAAGUUACUGUUCCAGAAUUUAAGCCAUCAAACAAGGCCGUUGAGACUGAUAAAUCAGUUAAGAUAGAUAAUUCACCUCCCCAACACCUCUCUGGAGAUGGUGUCAACGAGGCUGAAUUAAGAUUGAGGAAAUUACAAGAAAGCCAACUAAACACAAUUCCAUUUGAUGCUUUGGAAUUUGAAAAAGAUGACAGCAAUGGUCAGAUUUAUUACAUAACCUUCACUGCAAACCUUCAUGCACAUAAACAUACGAGACAUGUUUAAAAUCAAAAGAAUAGCAAGCCGUAUUGUUCCUGCAAUUGCUACAACUACGUAAAAUGAUUCAUGUAUGAAUCUUAAAAUAAAAAUAAAUAAAUUUAGAAACAGUUUUAUGAAAUGUAAAUUUUUAAAUCUCAUGCAGGGUAUAACGUUGCUGUGUAUAGAGACUUUUAGUAGAUUGUUUGAUAUUUCUUAAAAUUCUUUGCAUUUCUUUAAAAGAAUGGCAAAGAUAUCAGUUAAGCUUUUUAAUAUGGGUAAGAUAAUUAUCUUAUGCCAUGUUUUAAUAACAGUUAGAUAAGCAGGUUGUAAAAUAUUCAUGUGGUGUCUUUCAAUAAAUAUAAAGGUAUUAAUUUAGUCAUUCUCUGUUUAUUCAAAUCAUAAUAAGGCACACAAAAAAAGCACAACUCUGUUUUGCCUUGCUUAUUUUUAUUGAAUUUUUGUAACGUUCCAUGAAUUUUAAUUGGGGUCACAUUAACUUCUCCAAAUUUUACACCUACUAUUUUUUAAUGGUAUUAAUACUGCAUCAUGAGUCAUACAUUUUAAAAAUGUAUCAGCAGUAAAUUUCUUGCUAAUCUUGUGACAAGUUAUUCUAAAUUUUUGAUUUACCUGACAACGGUUUCCUAACAUCAAGUAUGGCAUGGAUAAGUUGUAUCAUUUGUAAAGAUGAAUGAAGAAUAAAUCUUAACAUUUGUUAUUUGAAUGAGCACUUAAUAAAAUCAAUCGAAACUUUUUUGUAGAGAACAUUUUAAAUUUUUACUGCAUUGCCUUCUGUAAUAUUAAACAUUGAGGUAAAAUUUGUCAUAAUAAUUUUUUUUUUUACCCUUUUCACUGAAUCAUGAAUAUGAGUAUUUAUAUUUAAUUCACAUGGGUUGAACAUUUCUAUUAUUAUUUCUAUUAUUAUUUGUAUUAUUAUUUAAAGAUGUAAAUUUG